AUGGGCUGCAUCGGACCAGCUACGCCUGGUUUUCUUAUUACCUUAAUCGCUGCGGCACUCCUCGGUCUGGUAUCGUUUUGUGUCCCUUACUUCGAACCCAUUUUCUUCCUGAAAGCCGCCAUACCCGUCGUCGGAACCGACCUGAGGGGUAUAAUCACCUUCGGCACACUUGGAUAUUGCUUAAAAUUCCCGAACGAGACUACAUUCUGUUCUGAGCCUCAAGUUGGCUACAAACUUGGUGAGCUCAUCGUCAUUGAGAACCGACAUCAACCCGUCGGGGAACAAGUUACUUACACUAACGAGCGCGCAGAUGUCAACCAACUUCUCGAUAAUAACCUCCCGUUCGAAAUACCUGGCGAGGUGGUCAAAUGGAUAACCUACGUCCUGGUCCUCCACCUCGUCGCGUUCGCACUAGCGACCCUCUCCGCCUCGUUCGGACUGCUCGCCCAUAUCCAGGAGAUCCCUCUAGUCUGCUGCAGCACCCUCAUCUCUGGCUUCGCCGCCACCGUUGCGAUGCUCGCAUUCAUCUUCGACAUAGUGCUAUUCGCCCUCACGAAGAAGAGGAUCGAUAAAACUCCGGGAGGGAGGGCGGAGAUGGGGAUAGCGAUUUGGCUGACGCUGGUGGGGUUCUUGAUGUUGUUCUUCAGUGGAUGCUUCUAUGUGUUCGGGAGGUGCUGUAUAUCGAGUUCCGGGGGUGGGAGGAGGGAUCCGGAAAAGGGACGACACUGA
This is a messenger RNA of Pleurotus ostreatus (oyster mushroom), 729 nucleotides long. RefSeq lists its product as uncharacterized. The record is from RefSeq and is a predicted model, not a curated record. Gene Ontology annotation, cellular component: cell division site; plasma membrane; growing cell tip. NCBI's taxonomy places the organism in Eukaryota, Fungi, Basidiomycota, Agaricomycetes, Agaricales, Pleurotaceae. The transcript has a single exon. The coding region runs from base 1 to 729 and encodes 242 amino acids.